Molecule: messenger RNA, 2523 nt
Organism: Zychaea mexicana
Lineage: Eukaryota; Fungi; Mucoromycota; Mucoromycetes; Mucorales; Lichtheimiaceae
Product: magnesium transporter NIPA-domain-containing protein
Exons: 8
Coding region: 173-2203 (676 amino acids)
Biological process (GO): magnesium ion transport
Cellular component (GO): membrane
Molecular function (GO): magnesium ion transmembrane transporter activity
Source: RefSeq, a predicted model, not a curated record
UUUACUCUUUUCUCGUUUUUGAAACCUUGGUGACAGUUUAAAGCUUUUCUGUAUUCGUUGAGAGAGGGAGUUAAAGAGAAAAGGAGGUGUGCCAAACCGAAAAAUAGUACAGGAAAAACGACGAUCCGCCUGCGAAAAAAGAAAAAAGGACGAAUUCCUACCCACAUACCUCAUGGAUAAUCCUGCACAGGAUCCAACGUUACCACCGCAACCACCGUCCGACGAUAAUGGCGAUGUAGCCUUCAAUACUUUUAUAGGUGUCGUUGUGUCGGUGUGUGGUAAUAUGCUUAUUUCAGUUGCGCUCAAUGUCCAAAAGUUGGCACAUAAUAAAAUCCAAGAAAACCAAGUCGCAAAGUACUUUGCCAAUAUGGACGAGCCUCCACGCUGGAUAUCGACUGCGCAAUCAUACUAUCCGAGCAAUGCCUUUUUUCCAGACGAUGGAUACUCAUCCCCACGUUCAUCGGCAGAGCUUCCACGGUCCGAGCAAGAGGAAUUGGAUCAUCAAAAGUUCAUUAUGGCUAUGGCACAAGAGCAAACGCGAGGAGAAUCCGAUUAUCUGAAAUCCAAGCUUUGGUGGCUCGGUAUUUCCUUGAUGGUCUUGGGAGAAGUCGGUAACUUUGUGGCAUACGGAUUUGCACCUGCUUCGACCAUUGCACCCCUGGGAACGACCACGCUCGUUACAAAUGUAAUCCUGGCACCCCUGAUGCUCAAGGAAGUGUUUCGAAAACGAGACCUGCUUGGAGUGCUCUUGGCCGUUUUAGGCGCCGCCAUGGUAGUUCUGAGUUCCAACUCAAAGGAAACAGCACUCUCACCAGAUCUCAUUAUGGAAGCACUUACACAGACCCGGUCACUGGUCUUUUUUAUCAUUACAGGAAUAAUGAUCACCGCCUUGACUAUUUUGUCACCUAUCUAUGGCUCUCAAAGCAUCAUGAUAGAUCUCGGUUUGGUUGCAAUCUACGGUGGAUAUACGGUGCUAUGUACAAAAAGCGUAUCGUCAUUGCUAAGCUUAACCUUUUUCAAGAUGUUUGCUUAUCCCGUGUCCUACGUGCUGAUCCUUGUUCUGGUGCUAACGGCUAUUCUUCAAAUUAAGUACUUGAAUAAGGCACUCCAACGGUUCGACUCGACUGAGGUGAUCCCUACACAGUUUGUGCUGUUUACAAUUUCUGCUAUUGCAGGAAGUGCUGUUCUUUACCAUGAUUUUGAUGAUAUGACCAUGGAUCAAACUUCAAGAUUUAUGACCGGCUGUGCUGUUGAAUUUCUCGGUGUCUACUUGAUUACAUCCAAGCGAGACAAGCAACCGCCUCCGUUGUCUGUUAGAGCAGACAGCAGUUCGUCAGUAGAGUUCACUACAACCUCAACCAACAAUACACCGGUAGAUGAAGCCGUUUACGUAUCCGAGACGGAUGAAGCAGUUUUAUCAUCCGAUCACAAUGGAGCAAAUAGCACCUCGAAUAAUCCUGCUGGUACUGUACAACCAGCUGCGCCGCCACGUUCAUCGUCGUCACCACACGCGCAUUUCGCGCCAGACCCUACAUUCCCGCGUCGCUCACUAACGGCGCGCACCGAGGGUCUACUCAAUCCAAACAGAAUGAGCGCGGCUUUACGAUCGUCAACAGCAACAACUGUUCCUGUAACACACGACGAGUGGCAUGGUAGCACCAACAACAACAACGCAGCCGCCACCGCCAAGCAACAAGCACACCGACGACGACGACGAAGCUCUGUGUUUAGAGGAAUUUCGUUGACGUCGCAAUUGGUAGACCGUAUCAAUGAGGAACCACCUAAACAGCAACCGAUCCAACUGCCACCAUCAUCGCCUACGUGGCAACAAGCAUUCGGGUUACACCAUCGACGUGGAGACUCUUUAGGAUUCAGUAAUUUGAUUUCAGGUUUGACAGGCCAUAACAAUCACCAAGGCAAUAGCAGCAGCCACUCUGCUAGUGCAGCUACUGGUAUCAUAACAUCAGGAGCAUCAUCACCAUCCCAUCACCCAUCCACACCCGUCGGUAGCCACCAUCAUGAUUCGAUUUUACAUAUCGAAUCCGAUGCGGACGCCGUGGAAAUCGAUAUCCCUACUGCAUCCACAAUAUCCUCGCAGCGCAAUAGCGAAGAUGAUCGGGAGUUGGUCCCAAUGGGGUCCAAGAGAAACUCGGCACGAUUGGUUGACAUCGAGGAGAACACCGAAUAUAGAGAUUUGAGUUGAUGAUACCCCCCCCCACUCUUAUUACAUUUUUUUUUUCUUUACCAAAACUACUACAACGAUAACUUUAACUUUCGUUUGCCAUAUAUAUAUAUAUAUAUAUAUUGUAUCAAAAAUCGACUGGAUGAUGCCUUCCCUUUUCUUUAAUUGUGCCAUGUGUUGUGGUCACUUAAUAUCGCGCCUCCCAUCUAAUCAGUAUACUUGUUCUGUUUUUCUCCCAAAUUUGUAUCUCCCAAAACACCCUCAUCCCCAGUCUCUCACUCAACGAUAACAAGAAUGAUUCACCAUACACAUAUCUAAUCAAAAAUGAAUAUCAAAAGAAG